AUGAAUCUCCCACAUUUCAACACUUCCCGGACGAAAACCCUCCUCCAUGCGUUUCAGGCAUUCAUCAUAUUCCUAGCCUGGGCGAUGACGAUUGCUGUGUUCACAAGAGAUGGGAAAACUGACGGUCGCACCGCCUGGUAUUUCGCUUUGUGUUGGUUCUCGAUUCCGGGUUUAAUAUAUCUGACUGCCGUUCCUAUUUGGCCGCGAGCACGGCGAUUCGGUAAUCCCUAUGCCUUUGCCACUGUUGAUGGUAUGUAUGCGUUCAUGUGGUUCACUGCCUGGGUGGCCAUCGCAACGUACGUUGGCAGUGGGAAGGCCAAAGGCGAAAAUGAUGACAAUAACAAGAAGAAUGGCAGGAAAGGGUGCGAUGCAUUUGCAUAUGGCAGCCCAGCCAAAUGCAGACUGAGCACAGGCACGGCUGUUCUCGGCGCUUUUGUCUUCUUGCUAUUUGUAGUAACCACAUUUCUAUCCUUGCGAGACGUUAUGGACUUCCGUCGAACCGGCAUGAUGCCAUACGACGGCUCCGACCCCACUUUGGCAGCGCAGUCCAAAGCAGCGUUUUCUUCCAACCCCCACGAGAUGGACGAAGAAGGCGAUGCCGAGUUCAGAACUGGCCGUCCUGGAGGGCUACACUCUAACCACCGCGAAGAUGGAGAUGACUAUGCCCUGCUUCAACAAAAUGAGGCCGAUGAUAUGCACCAUCACGGCGCUCGCCCCCCUCCGUCUGCAUAUGAUCCCACCGCGCCAAUUGCUCCCGGGCCGAGCCACCCUGCAGGGUCUAUGGCGCCAGGCGGUUUGAUGCAUGACUAUGAUACGAGCUACGGUGGCCCCUACUCUCAUACGUCGCAGCCGCCGACCAACUAUGGGCACAACCCUUACAAUCGGUAA
Ophidiomyces ophidiicola is the source of this 888-nucleotide messenger RNA. RefSeq lists its product as uncharacterized. Gene Ontology annotation, cellular component: membrane. Lineage: Eukaryota; Fungi; Ascomycota; Eurotiomycetes; Onygenales; Onygenaceae. Bases 1 to 888 code for a protein of 295 amino acids. The transcript has 3 exons. The record is from RefSeq and is a predicted model, not a curated record.